Molecule: messenger RNA, 1266 nt
Organism: Penicillium atrosanguineum
Lineage: Eukaryota; Fungi; Ascomycota; Eurotiomycetes; Eurotiales; Aspergillaceae
Product: FAD-dependent oxidoreductase
Exons: 2
Coding region: 1-1266 (421 amino acids)
Molecular function (GO): FAD binding; monooxygenase activity
Source: RefSeq, a predicted model, not a curated record
AUGCCGGAAACUCGAAAGGCCAUCAUCAUCGGCGCCGGCCCCGCUGGCCUUGCAGCAGCACUCCGUCUCCACCAACAAACAAACAUAAAAUGCACAGUCUAUGAGCUCCGAUCCUCACCCACAACGCUAGGCGGAGCUAUUGGAAUCCAGCCCAACGGCCUGCGCCUCCUACACCGACUUGACGUCCUCGAUGCAGCCGUAAGCAGAGGUUAUGGCGGGCGCAAUUUGACGAUGCACUCGUUGCAGGGUCAUGUAGUUGGGUCGAUGGAUCAUGUUGGUUGGGCGCGAGGGAAGACAGGGUUCGGGUAUUUGCGGAUUAAGAGGAGGGAUUUACAGGAAGUUUUGCUUGAGGAGGUUGAGAAGGUGGGCAUUCCAGUUCGGUUUGGAAAGAAACUGGUGAAGAUUGAUGAUCGUGUUGAUGAAGUUAGUGUUGUGUUUGAGGAUGGGGACACAGAUUCGGCGGAUUUGUUGCUUGGAUGUGAUGGGAUUCACUCCUUUGUGCGGAGGACGCAUAUCGAUCCAACUCAGAUGGCGGAGUACUCGGGUCUGUCGGGCAUCAUGUCAAUUGUUCCGGCUGAGACUGUUUCGUCGGAGGUUAUGGAUCAGAUCUCUGGGCUUGAGGCGACCUUGACGGAAGAAGGAAUGAUGGCCUUGAAUCCCUGCACAGCUUCUAAAGAUGAGUUGUUCUGGUUUUUCACCAAAGAAGUUCCACUUCCCGAAUCUGGGGAUAGUCGGGAUGGAUGGGAGGUACAUGGGAAAGAGGAGGUGCAGGGGUUCAAAGACAUGCUUCUCGAUGUCUUGAAGAAUGCACAGGGUGAUUGGGGAAACAUGCUGAAGAAGAUUGUCAGCAGCACCUCUGUUGUCAAGUUUUAUCCCAUUUACCGCCUUCCUCUCGGAAAAGCGUGGUCCAAAGGCCGUUGUGUCUUGGUUGGCGAUGCGGCCCACGCCAUGUCGCCGCAUGCUGGACAGGGCGUUUCGAUGGCGCUUGAGGAUGUCUUCUUGCUUUCCCGUCUCCUCAAAGAUGAGACACGGCCUUUGUGCGAUGUUUUCGAGAAAUAUGAUGCCAUUCGCAGGCCUCGUGUUAAUGAAAUAUUCAAGAUGGCUACGGAAAACGGCGAGAUGCGAAAGAAGUCUACUUCGUGGGGACUUUGGUUCAAGGAGAUGAAAGUGUCUGUUGGAUUGAACAUAUCAUGGCUCCUAGGACUGGACUUGAAGGGGGCGAGACAGGGACACCUGGUUUACGAUAUUGACAAAGUGGAGCUGUGA